Molecule: messenger RNA, 930 nt
Organism: Porites lobata
Lineage: Eukaryota; Metazoa; Cnidaria; Anthozoa; Scleractinia; Poritidae
Source: the annotation of a GenBank genome assembly
CUCGCGUUGUCGAAAAAAAAUGAAGCAUUCAGUUUACAAGUUCUAUGUUCAUUCACCUGGGCUAGAGAAAUACAGAAAGAGUUAAUAUAUCUUGUAGCGUUCAACAUUUUUCUGUCCAUCACUGCAGUUCUUGGCAAUAUUCUGAUCCUCGUUGCCCUUCGCAGGGUGUCUUCCCUUCAUCCGCCGUCCAAACUUUUGUUUAGAUGUCUGGCCACAACUGAUCUCUGCGUUGGUCUUAUUACAGAGCCUCUCAGUGUUGUCUAUUGGAUGUCUCUGGCUUACGAACGACGGAAUCUUUGUCGCUACUCAUAUAUCUCGUUUUUUAUUGUCAGUUAUACUUUGUGUUCAGUAUCUUUGCUUACAAUGAGUGCAAUUGGUGUGGACAGACUUCUCGCCCUAUUGUUAAGGCUGAGAUAUAGACAAGUUGUAACUUUAAUGCGAACUUAUUUGAUUGUAGUUAUCGUUUGGAUUAUGUCCGCUGUUGCUUCAAUAUCAUUCAUUGGAAAUCACCUUGUAACUAUAUGGUAUGGCUAUUUAGUUAUACCAUUGUGUCUAGUAAUCUCAAUUGCCUCGUACACAAAGAUUUUCCUCAAACUCCGCCAUCAUCAGAAACAAGUCCAGGGCCAUGUCCAACAGGAACAACCAAGCCAACCUGCUCCACUGAACAUACAGCGAUACAGAAAAGCAGUGUCUAGUGCACUGUGGGUGCAGCGUACAUUAGUUGCUUGUUAUUUACCAUAUGGUAUAGUGAGAGCUUUAUUUAGUUAUGGUAAAUCAUCUUCAUCCAGUUUUCUGAUUUUGGGACUUGAAAUGUCUUUAAUUUACUUGAACUCAACGUUAAACCCAUUUCUUUACUGCUGGAAGAUCAGCGAAGUGAAGCAAGCAGUAAAGGAGACAAUCAGAGAAGCGCUUUGCUGUUUAUCGUGUUAA